AUGGGGAUAGGCUCCGACAGAGUCCUAGCCCUGGGCACUGCCAUCCUGACCCAGCCCUGCCCUGAAGACAGAAUGAGGGGGGCCUCCUGCCUCCAAGUCCUGCUCCUAAUGCUGCUGGGAGCUGCUGGGACACUGCAGUCUGCAGCCUGCGGGCAGCCUCGCGUGUCUAGUCGGAUCGUGGGGGGCCAGGACGCCCGUGACGGAGAGUGGCCGUGGCAGGCGAGCAUCCAGCACCGCGGGGCGCACGUGUGCGGGGGCUCGCUCAUCGCCCCGCAGUGGGUGCUGACGGCGGCGCACUGCUUCCCGAGGCGGGCGCUGCCGUCCGAGUACCACGUGCGCCUCGGGGCGCUGCACCUGGGUGCCGCCUCGCCCCGCGCCCUCUCGGCGCCCGUGCGGAGGGUGCUGCUACCCCCCGACUACUCCGAGGACAGGGCCCGCGGCGACCUGGCGCUGCUGCAGCUGCGCCGCCCGGUGCCCCUGAGCGCCCAAGUCCAACCUGUCUGCCUGCCGGAGCCCGGGUCCCGCCCGCCCCCCGGCACACCCUGCUGGGUCACUGGCUGGGGCAGCCUCCACCCGGGAGUGCCACUCCCAGAGUGGCGACCUCUGCAGGGAGUCAGGGUGCCACUGCUGGAUGUGCGUGCCUGCGACCGCCUCUACCACCUGGGCACCAACGUGCCCCGUGCUGAGCGCAUAGUGCUGCCUGGGAACCUGUGCGCCGGCUACGUCGAGGGCCACAAGGAUGCCUGCCAGGGUGACUCUGGGGGACCCCUGACCUGUGUGAAGUCUGGGCGCUGGGUCCUGGUGGGCGUGGUGAGCUGGGGCAAGGGCUGUGCCCUGCCCAACCGUCCUGGUGUCUAUACCAAUGUGGCCACUUACAGCCCCUGGAUACAGGCUCACCUCAGCCUCUGAUGCAGUGACACUCGCCUGAAGCCAGACACUGGGGUCCCUCAGCCAGCCGGUUCACCUGGGGACCUGCACAUCCCCCCACCCUGCCCCUUCUGAUUUGAGGCUCAGAGGCCUGAUAACACUAAGGAGCCAUCCGUCCAUCUGUCCAUCCCCUGCCUCCUCCUUGGGGCUCACCAAACCUGAGCUGCCUAUCCUCUUCUAGGAGCCUCCUGCGUGUGUGGGGGUCUCACACUCUCUCCCCUUCCUGUCCAUAUUUACCCUGAGCCCCACCUGGGGCUGGGCCUGGGCACCCAGAGAUGGCCAAGCGACCCGGUGCCCAGUCUGGCCUGUGUGCCCCUCUUCUUCUGGAGGAAGUCAGGGAGAUUGGAAGUGUGAGAGGGACUCAACGCCAAGGACAUGAUUCUUCGUUGCUAGCUUUUGAAGAUAGAGGGGCCACAUGGCAAGGAACUGUGUGAAACCUCCAGGAGCUGAGGGCAGCUCCCAGCUGACAGCCCAGGAGGGGAGACCUCAGUGCUGCAACCGCACGGAACCGAAUCUGGACAACAACCUGAAUGAGCAAGGAGGUGAAUUCUUCACCCAGCCUCCAGCUGAGGGCCCCGCCAGGCCGAGCCAUUGAUUUCAGCCCAGUGAGACCCUGCGCAGAGAGCCCAGCUGAGCUGCCCAAACUUCU
Messenger RNA from Equus quagga, 1576 nucleotides. RefSeq names its product serine protease 33. The record is from RefSeq and is a predicted model, not a curated record. The coding region runs from base 1 to 909 and encodes 302 amino acids. The transcript is spliced from 7 exons. Gene Ontology annotation, biological process: proteolysis. Gene Ontology annotation, molecular function: serine-type endopeptidase activity. NCBI's taxonomy places the organism in Eukaryota, Metazoa, Chordata, Mammalia, Perissodactyla, Equidae.